Messenger RNA from Rhipicephalus sanguineus (brown dog tick), 645 nucleotides. RefSeq names its product kelch-like protein 3. NCBI's taxonomy places the organism in Eukaryota, Metazoa, Arthropoda, Arachnida, Ixodida, Ixodidae. The transcript is spliced from 4 exons. The record is from RefSeq and is a predicted model, not a curated record. The coding region runs from base 1 to 645 and encodes 214 amino acids. Gene Ontology annotation, molecular function: protein binding.
AUGUGUGCCGCCGUUGAAGCCGCGGUGAAGAACCCCAAGGAUCCUGCCGUCAACGAUGCAGGCAAGAAGGACGACGGCAUGCUCACCGCGUCAUUUGAGGCGGCGCAGCUUUUUAACGACGAUGGCCGACAGCAAGGGUUCGCGCCGGGCGCUGCGGCCAGGGCCAUGCCGGGGCUGCGGGAACAGCGGAAGACGCGCCAGUUCUGCGACGUCGUUUUCCGUGCCAACGACGACGCCGAGAUUUGGGCGCAUCGCUUCGUGAUGUCUGCCAAAUAUUCCGGUUGCUCUGCGCUCAUUACUCUUGCUAAAGAAACCAUGCCUCCCGAGCAAAGGAAGCAGGUGGGAUGUCCGCCUAUCAAAGCUGUGAUCAAGGACCUGGAAGGCGAUAUGAUCGAGCUGCUGGUCGACUUCGCCUACCACAUACCGCUCCACGAGCGCAUCGGCACGCACAACAUCGUGAGAGUGCUCGAACUCGCCGAGAGACUGAAGCUCUUCCAGAUUCGAGACCACUGCCUGAAGACCUUGCAGCGGGACCUCGAACCAGAGAACUGCAUCGAAACUUACCACCUGGCCACCAACCGCGGAUACGUCUACCUCGCCGAAGAAGCACUUCGCUACAUGGUUCGCUACUUCGAUCGGAGAUAG